AUGCAGUGCGAUCAACAGCUUUCCCAUUGCGGACAGUGCAUCCGCAUGCGCGAGGCAUGCCCCGGGUACCGAGAUGAAUGGGACCUUGUCUUUCGUGACCAGACUGACCAUACCAUCAAACGCACUAAGGAGAAACGGGCAAGGAGCGCGACGGCAGCUGGGGCCAACGACACCUCGCCGACCCGUGGGCUGAGCCCCAGUCCUGACGAGAUCGGCAUCAAUUAUUUUCUCCGCAACUUCGUCAUUGGCAGCCAGUCUUCUUCACGCGGAUAUCUAAACUAUAUUCCGUCCGUCUAUGUGAACGAUGGCGAGCAUCCAACGCUAGUGGCCAGCUUGGCAGCCGUAGGGCUUGUGACGUUGGCUAAUUCAACUCAACAGCCCGAGCUAGCCAGCCACGCACGCGCGAAGUAUUUGGAGGCGAUACAUAAUAUUAACACCGCGCUCGCAUCGCCUGCGGAAUCCGUCAAAGACAGCACUUUGAUGUCAGUGAUCUCAUUGGGGUUGUUUGAGCAAGUCUCCGGUUUUGAGACUUGGGUUCGACAUGUCGAAGGCGCUGCAGCCCUAGUGGUUGCCCGGGGUAAGGGCCAGUUCUCUAGCCCAGUUACAAUCCGGAUGUUCAAUCAAGUACGCGCCGAUCUGGUAAUUGCCAGUCUUCAUGGCACCAAGCCAAUUCCGCAAGAUAUGCUUGAGCUACAGGAAGAGGCUGCCGGUCAUACAGACACUGCUAGUGCAUUCUGGCAGCUAGGGGUAUUGGGCACUCGAUGCGCCAAUCUUCUUUUCGCCUUGAGAAAGUUUACUGGAGAAGGCCCCUUCGCUGACUUUCUGGAAGAAGCCACUUUGAUUGAGCAUGACUUUCAACGCACCGUGGAGAGCCUGGCCAUAGAAGAACCUUAUAUAACCACCCAGGAGCCGCGUGGAGACCCAACCAUCAUUCUCAAUGGCCGAGUUGACCGUUACCGAGACAUCUGGGCGAUCAGAGUUUGGAACAAUUCCCGGAACCUGCAGAUGAUUCUCUGUGAGAUAAUUUGUUUCCUCUUGAACACAAUUCUCGGCCAAAAUCUUGCACCGGCCCUCCAGAGGAGUAUGAGUCGUAGGCUCCAAGAGACGCUGCAAACCUUGUCGAAGCUGGGAAACGACUUUCUCGCUACCAUUCCCCAGGCUAUGGAGUUAGCAUCUUCACCAUCUGAUCCUCGCCCAUCUGUUGAUCUCUCCUUCCGCGGCAACAUCUCAGGUGGUUCUAUGUUGACUUGGGGUCUCUACAUGGUAGGGAAGUGCGCGGUCACUACCAAAGACACACGGAAGUGGAUUAUUCAACGCCUUCAAAGCAUCGGUAGCAACACCAGUACCUCGGUCGCGCUGCACCUAGCAGAAGACAUUAUCAAAAUAGAUCAGUUGGCCGGCUGA
Molecule: messenger RNA, 1404 nt
Organism: Penicillium subrubescens
Lineage: Eukaryota; Fungi; Ascomycota; Eurotiomycetes; Eurotiales; Aspergillaceae
Product: transcriptional regulator family TF
Exons: 1
Coding region: 1-1404 (467 amino acids)
Source: RefSeq, a predicted model, not a curated record